Messenger RNA from Chanos chanos (milkfish), 2233 nucleotides. RefSeq names its product SMAD family member 1 (gene smad1). Gene Ontology annotation, biological process: BMP signaling pathway; SMAD protein signal transduction; regulation of transcription by RNA polymerase II. Lineage: Eukaryota; Metazoa; Chordata; Actinopteri; Gonorynchiformes; Chanidae. Gene Ontology annotation, molecular function: I-SMAD binding; RNA polymerase II cis-regulatory region sequence-specific DNA binding; DNA-binding transcription factor activity, RNA polymerase II-specific. The record is from RefSeq and is a predicted model, not a curated record. Gene Ontology annotation, cellular component: heteromeric SMAD protein complex. The transcript has 7 exons. The coding region runs from base 396 to 1817 and encodes 473 amino acids.
GGCAGAUCAAACCAGGCAGCCGUAUGAAAGACAUGAACCAACACUUGGAGGUGGCGCAUUGAGGUCCACUGAAUGUCCUGCCCAGUCUUUGGAACAGCAGAAUAGCAAGGACUUCUACCUCCUUUGGCUGUGUGUGUUUGUGUGUGUGUGUGUGUGUGUGUGGCUCCACGGACUUUGGGAAAUAUCACAGCCCUCUGCAUAUGUGUAUGUGUAUGCGUGUGUUUUUACCCCGGACGUCGAGAACAUCGAAACCGUUUUCUUGGUCCCGCCAGCGCGUCUCCCAAGUAACAGCCAGAGCUCCGUAAGCGUGUGCGUGUGCGCGCCAUCGCGUGGGAUUCGCUGACUCCUCCCGAGGGGGGGGGGGGGGACUCUAACCGGCGUCGUCCGGUGCCAGAAUGAACGUCACCUCGCUCUUCUCCUUCACCAGCCCGGCGGUGAAGCGGCUGCUGGGCUGGAAGCAGGGCGACGAAGAGGAGAAAUGGGCAGAGAAGGCGGUGGAUGCGCUGGUGAAGAAGCUGAAGAAGAAGAAGGGAGCGAUGGAAGAGCUGGAGCGGGCGCUGAGCUGCCCCGGACAGCCCAGCAACUGCGUGACCAUCCCUCGUUCCCUGGACGGGCGGCUGCAGGUGUCCCACAGGAAGGGGCUCCCUCAUGUCAUCUACUGCCGCGUGUGGCGCUGGCCCGACCUGCAGUCCCACCACGAGCUGAAGGCGCUGGACUGCUGCGAGUUCCCCUUCGGCUCCAAACAGAAGGACGUGUGUAUUAACCCCUAUCACUAUAAAAGAGUGGACAGUCCAGUGCUGCCACCGGUACUGGUACCCCGAAACAGCGAAUUCAACGCCAAGCUGUCCAUGCUGCCGCGAUUCCGUAACCCGCUGCACCAGACAGAACCGCACAUGCCCCAAAACGCCACAUACCCAGACUCUUUCCCCCAGCAACAGCCUGCGGGGAGCCUGCCCUUCACCCCAAACUCCCCAACCAACAGUUACCCCAGCUCUCCCAACAGCGGUACGGGAAGCACCGCCACCUUCCCACACUCGCCCUCCAGCUCUGAUCCAGGCAGCCCCUUCCAGAUGCCAGAAACCCCUCCACCGGCAUACAUGCCCCCUGAAGAACCAAUGACUCAGGACUGCCCCCAACCCAUGGACACCAACCUACUGGCCCCAAAUCUUCCACUGGAGAUCAACAACCGUUCAGAUAUGCAGCCUGUGGCCUAUGAGGAGCCAAAGCACUGGUGUUCUAUCGUGUACUAUGAGCUGAAUAAUCGUGUGGGUGAAGCAUUCCAAGCCUCCUCCACCAGCGUGCUAGUGGACGGCUUCACCGACCCCUCCAACAACCGCAACCGGUUCUGCCUGGGCCUGCUCUCCAACGUCAACCGAAACUCCACCAUCGAGAACACACGCAGACACAUUGGCAAAGGUGUCCAUCUGUAUUACGUUGGUGGAGAGGUGUAUGCGGAGUGUUUGAGCGAUAGCAGUAUUUUCGUCCAGAGCCGCAACUGUAACUACCAUCAUGGCUUCCACCCCACCACUGUCUGCAAGAUCCCCAGCGGCUGCAGCCUCAAGAUCUUCAACAACCAGGAGUUUGCCGAACUCCUGGCCCAGUCCGUCAAUCACGGUUUUGAGGCUGUCUACGAACUCACCAAGAUGUGUACCAUCCGCAUGAGCUUUGUCAAGGGCUGGGGGGCGGAAUAUCAUCGACAGGACGUGACUAGCACCCCGUGCUGGAUAGAGAUCCACCUCCACGGGCCUCUGCAGUGGCUGGACAAGGUUCUGACCCAAAUGGGCUCCCCUCACAACCCCAUCUCCUCGGUGUCCUAGGCCCAGAGUGGAAAGCCUGGGCCGGCAGAACCCAGUCAUGUUGUCGCUGAGAAGGAGCCGUGUGGGUGGGGGAGGGGUGGGGUUUGUUUUCUACUUGAAGGCAGUCUGAAACGGGAGAGGAUGGGGGGGUUCCAGCAGGUCAGACGGGAAAAAAUGGGGAGUCCUUAGCGCUUGUGUGUGUGUGUGUGAGCGUGUGUGUAUGGGAGUGAGUGAGUGUGUGUGUGUGUGUGUGUGUGUGUGUGUGAGGAAGCAUCUGGAAGAUACUUGAUGACUUUGUGUGACCAAGUGUGUUAAAACAGACAGGCCACCACAGUUAGUGGACAAGUAUCCUCCAACAGUGAGGUUGGACAGUGAGGUUGCCAUGGCGAGUUUUGUUGUUAUUGUUCUGUUCCCGUUUACGUUGCAGUAUUCCAAUU